CAUACAACAUGGAAGCCUUGAUUGCAAGCCAAGAGGAUAUAAAUAAGCGUAUGAAUAAAGCUCGAACGAAUUACAAAAAAUCUCCGAAAGAGCGUAUAACAGUAAAGUAUAUAGAAGUUAGGAUAGAAACUUUGGAUGAAUUGUGGACGGAAUUUCUGUUGGGUCACAAAAGAUUAAUGGAAAAUCAUCACAAAGAAAUAAAGUCGUCAACUUAUGUUCAGAGCGAUAUGUAUGAUAUCACUCAGGAAUUGUAUGUAGAGUUUAAGACUGAGUUAAAAUCAGUUGCUGAAACUUUGGUCACUGACCAUAUUCAAGAACAAUCCAUGCAAUUCCCAGGUACAUCACCCGCUGUGUUAAAAAACAACUCAGUGAAAUUACCAAAAAUUGUUAUUCCGACCUUUUCGGGCAAAUAUACAGAAUGGACUACUUUCCGUGAUUUAUUUGAGUCCCUUAUUCACAAUAAUGAGUCCAUAGACAAUGUACAAAAAAUGCACUAUUUAAAAGGGUAUUUGUCUGGAGAGGCGGAACAAUUGCUUCGUCAAAUUCCGAUAUCUAAUUCCAAUUAUAACAAAUGUUGGGAAUGCUUAAAACAAAGAUAUAACAAUAAAAGAUUCAUGUGUCAAACUAUUUUAAAACGCUUUUUAUCUCAAAAAAACGCAACUUGUGAGUCAGCAAAUUUCUUAAAGGAAUUAAUUGAUACUAGUUCAGACUGUCUACAUGCUCUAAAAAAUAUAGGCAUAGACGUCAAUGCUUGGGACGCCAUAGUGAUUCAUUUGCUCACUCUCAAGUUAGACCCAGAAACAAGAAAGCAGUGGGAGUUGACUGCAUCAAUGCAAACCACAGAGGAGACCUUACCGACCUUUGAGCAAUUCAAAGAUUUUAUAACAAAUCGAUUUAGAGCUUUAGAGUUUAUAGAAACCAAGAAAACUGUUAAUCAUAACCCCACCCCUAUAACUUAUAAGGCACGCGCCUUGCAUGUAGCUCAAGGCAGUCAAUGCCCGUUUUGUUCAGAAUCUCACAAAAUAAUAUUCUGUAAACAAUUCGUCAAGCAAGACGUAGACUCACGACGCGAGUUUGUCCAAACCAAGGGUUUAUGUUUUAACUGUUUAGGCGGAUUCCAUUCAGCGAAGGUAUGCCAGAAUCCCACACCAUGUAGAGUUUGUAAACGCCGCCACCACUCAUUACUUCAUCCCAAAAAUGGUCCUGGUGCCAGUGUUUCUUCCGACGAGGUAGCUGAAGGUACAACUAAUGUUGGUACAAUGGAAGACAUGGAAGAAUUAACUGACUCAGAACCAACAGAUAUUACGACUUGUUUUUCUUCGGGUGAUCAGGGUCAAGUACUGUUAGCCACUGCAGUUGUUGGAGCCCAGUCGAGGAACAAUGAAUAUUAUCCCGUGCGAGCAAUGAUAGAUCCAUGUUCUCAAGCUUCAUUUAUUACGGAGGCAACGGCUCAAUAUCUGGGACUGAAACGUAUCCCAGUCCGCAGUAACAUAUUUGGUCUGGGAGGACAAAAGAAUGCAACACCAAGGUCGAGGGUGAUACUAAAUUUGCAAUCAUUGAUACAUCCUGAAGAAAGGCUUUCAGUAAAGGCAUAUGUACUGAGUACAAUUACUACUAUUAUGCCAGCCAAGAAAGUGGUAGAUUUGGGCUCAAUAGACGUCACAGGAUUACCACUGGCUGAUCCAAAUUAUCACACGCCUAACAAAAUUGACGUCUUGUUAGGUGCAGUAGUUUAUAGCCAGAUUGUUUCGGGAGAAAUAAGGAAAAACAAAGAAAAAACUCUUGUAGCCCAAGCAACGUCGUUGGGUUGGAUUAUAAUGGGAGCGACUGGAUCCAAACAAAAUGUAUCCAAUGUAUCUGUGUUCCAUACUUACCUUGUUGGAGAUGAUCUGCUUAAGAAAUUCUGGGAAUUAGAGUCUGAUGUGUCUAUGGUCAAAGGUCACGACCUGUGGACAGAAGAAGAGAAAAGAUGCGAGGAAAUAUUUGCAGCUUCUACUUCUAGAGAUGAUACGGGAAGAUAUGUUGUAAAGCUCCCGUUUGCUGACGACGACCCUGGCUGCAAAUAUGGCGAAUCUAGAGAUGUAGCAGAAAAAAGAUUUUAUACACUGGAAAAGAGAUUAAAUAAAAACCCGGAACUUCUAUCACAAUAUAAAAAUGUAAUAGAUGAAUACUUACAAUUAGGACAUAUGGAGAAAGCUCCUGAAAAAAAAACAUUGUUAAUUACGGUUUUUUAG
Messenger RNA from Cydia strobilella, 2234 nucleotides. RefSeq lists its product as uncharacterized. NCBI's taxonomy places the organism in Eukaryota, Metazoa, Arthropoda, Insecta, Lepidoptera, Tortricidae. The transcript is spliced from 2 exons. The coding region runs from base 9 to 2234 and encodes 741 amino acids. The record is from RefSeq and is a predicted model, not a curated record.